Molecule: messenger RNA, 3402 nt
Organism: Ziziphus jujuba (common jujube)
Lineage: Eukaryota; Viridiplantae; Streptophyta; Magnoliopsida; Rosales; Rhamnaceae
Exons: 4
Coding region: 1513-2508 (331 amino acids)
Source: RefSeq, a predicted model, not a curated record
UAUUUUUCACUUUCCGCUCAGUUCUGUUCAUCCUCCAUCCCCGAUCACUCAAAAAGAGAUAGAGAAACCAGCAACCCCACUUUCACGGCAGCCACUUCCAUCAAUAAUUUGUUUCCAAUUUUGGACACCCACCAAGAAAUACUUAUACCAAAUUGAUACCCACAUUCCCAGGAAUCCAUAGCCAACAUUACCCCGCCAUAAAAUGACCUAGGUUCGUUGGAAAGCCAUGAAAACCGAUGGGAGCUAUAUUUUCCGAUCGCCGUUUUCCGGUGAGUAACAGGUCUAAUGGGUGGUCCUUUCCCAAAAAUUCGGGCCCCCUAAGUCGUUUCCAAGCUCGGAUUGGCUCAAAUCUCACUCAUUCGUGAGAUAUGGCAAAGCCCAUUUCAGCAGCAACUUCCCAGCGGGAUUUCGGCCACCUCCGGCGUCGGUUGGACCAAUUGAAGCUGUGUGGCAUUUCCAAGUGAAGACUGGGAGAUAGCAGACUCAACUUUACAAUUUUGGUACUUUUGUACAUUUGUGUCUUUGUACAAAAGUAUCAUAGUUUUGAUCUACAGGUUCUCCAUUCUAGCUUGUAAGUAGAUUUGUUGAUCACCCAGAAAUUGGGACAUUGCAUGAUAACUUGUGAGAUUCCUUAAAGUAUUCCAAGUCGUCUAGGUUCUCAUCAAGACUUGAAGUGGUCCACCAGACAUGGCGGAUCAAGAAGACAAUUUCUUUCCAGCUAUGCAUAUUAUUCACCUUUCCUUCGCCCCUAAGAAGCUAGGCUAUGUCUAUUAUAUCCACAAUGAGCCUAUGGGAUCAAUCAAUAGCGUAGAAAUACGGCUAUUGAUGACAUUGCAGGUAAUGAUGACAUUGCAUUACCUGCAUUAGCACAACUUCUAGACGCAGCUAGUCUAUCAGGACAACUCCGAAAGAUGGAGGCACGAUUGCAGAAGCUAGAAGAUUCUCAGAAAGAAAUUCUGGCAGAACUGAAAGAGAUUUCCAACUUCUUUGAAGUCAAAAGACAGAUGUCUCUCCCUACAUCUAAGCCUAGCGGAGUCAAAUCCCAUCACAAAAUGAGCAAGUGGGAAGAUUUCAACUAUGAAGAACACUUGACCAUGCCAGAUCAAGUUAACAACAUUGCCCAUAACUUAGUUAAGGUCAACCACAAUCAAGACUUUCUUCGGAAAAUGAUAGAAACAGGAGCUUAUCAAACAGUCCGAAAACCUGAAUGGAAGCCAUCCACUUCAACAACAACAUCUGUAGGGAAGAUGCCACUCAUCCCUUCGAUGACAACCUUUCCACCAUCAUCACCACCUAAAGGACGAGGAUUCAGUCCAUGGCCGAGAGCUCAUGCAUGUGAGGCAGAAAGACUAGGGCAGAGGACAACAAAAUUCGAUGAGUCCAGGUGCAAAUGUUGGAACUGUGGAGAUAUUGGACACUUCAAGAACAAAUGUCCAGAUAAAACUGCAGGAAAAAUAUAUUUCCAACGACCAGAAAUUGAGCAGGAGCUACAAUUGAUAGAACCAGUGCUCAAUGAUCGAGAUUUCAGUGAAGAAGAUGAAAUCGAUGAAUUUGAAGUCUACUCUUUGGAAGAAGAUGAUGACAGCAAAAGCUAUUUCGAGGAAGAAUAUUCAGAAGAAGGAGAUGGAUUCAACUUCCACGAGCAAUGAAUCAUCUCUAACCAGACUCUUCCAUAAUCGGGAGGAAGAUGACGUAAUAGGGUACAAUGCACAGAUUGCCCUAACCCCAGAAGAAUCCAAAAGGAUUAGCAAGGCUAAACUCAAUGUAAAAGACGGAGAAGGCCUAGACAUUCAUUGGUCAGAACAAGUUCUCAGAAAUCUACCAAUGAGAAAAUCUAAAGUUCUUUAUGGAGCUUACACGGAAGAAAAGGAGUAUGAUCUUGAAUCAAUCAAGAUGAAUCUUCCAAUUGAAAUUGUGAAGCCUAAAGUCAUACAAGAAGCUAUGAGAAAGGCACCAGCAGACAAAAGGAAAAGUCUGAAGUUUAUCUUUAUUGGAGCAAUAAAGGUACAAGUCCGAGCCAUCUUCCAGGAGAAGAUGCACUCUCCGAUUGCGAUAGCAUGCCUCGACAACAGAAUGUCAACUCUUGAAGAUGCUCUCAUGGGAACAGUUUUGGGAAACCUUUAUCACAGGCAAGUGCAGUUUGUGAUUCACCCAAAAUUCCCAAUGUCACUUAAAGACGUCGGUCUGUCUUGGAUCAAUCUACACAUCCAGUUUCAGAACCAAGAUAUCUUCUGGCACAGAAGAAACAUACCAUAUGCAGUAACAUAUGCAUUUUCCUAUCUAUUGGGAAAUUCAGCCAAUAGCGACAUCUUCCUCGACAAACCUACAAUCGAGUUGGAUAAGCUAUUCGAGCCAGUCACAAAGGUGAUUCUACCACAACAAGAAUUACCAGCAAGUGGAAUGCCAUUUACAAUGGAUUUCGGCAAUAGGUAUCUGGGAGCAGAUGAAGAAGAAUCUCAAAAGCAGAUCCAGAUACAUGGCGAUACCAUACAAAUCCACGGAGGAUGAUAGCUUCAAAGACUACCAUCUAGAAGCAUUCAAAGGACAUCUUCUAUUGGUACAUCAUCCUUUAGGAGUCAGAAUUGGAAUUAAAACCCCAGAGAAGAAAUUCCAAUUCGGGAAGUCCACCAAGACGGCAACUACAAGAUCAGAAUCUUCUACUCUUCAGGAGAAACCACUCAUGAAGGAUACAAGUGGUAUGAAGAAGAAACAUUGAUCGACAUUGGAGCCGAAUACAAUCAUAUUCAUAAUGAAAUAAUAAUAGCAGACAGGCCCAGCAUCAAGCUUGCAGAACCAUAUGUUUAUGGAGAUUACAAUGGAAUCAAGCACAUGGAGACUGAAGAAGUUAUGGUCCCGCUUAAAAUAGGGAAUAUACAGACAGAAAUUCCCACAAUAUAACUCUGAGGCGUCUGUGAAAACGGCCAAAUCGUCUUCAUCAGAAGGUAACCUAAGUUUAGGAAGGUUUUUGCGUUCUCAUUUGAUCUUCCUAACUGCGGCUGUAGGUUUAGGUGUCCAGCACGCAUGCAGUUAAGCUGUUGAGUGCCAUAAAUAUUGUGAUCACCUUGAAGGCUUAAAGGUGUUAAUUGUACCCAAGUGAAACCAGGGUAUUGAUCGACAUUGGUUGCAUCAUCUGGGAUGCUUCCUUUGGAAAUACUAUAGGUUCCUAAACCUAUGGAAGGUAGGUAGACUAUCUGGAAUGAUAAGGGCUCUUGGAUAGAUAACGCCCUGGUGUCUCCAGUAAAUUGGAUCUGUGUUUCUUAUAAGUGUAUGUUCUAUUGAGCCAAUAGGCCUGUUUGGAGAUUGGUAAAUGAUCUGCACAGAACUUGAUGAAGAUGAAUCCUCAUCGAUGAUGUUAAUAAAACUUUUAUAGUGAUUAACCGGUAAAUAACAUUACCGUCAAAA